UCAGUAGUAGGGGCUUAACAUGGGUAGCUAAGUAGUAUCUGGAUAAUAUAAAUGAAAAGCCUUGCAUGUCGUUGUAAAGCGUGGAUGUUUGGGAGUACCGAGAGGUAGUAGGCAAACAUUUAUUACACUAAGGAGUUGCGUCUCAUUCAAAUAUUUCGCUGUUUGGUUGGUCUUUCGUGUGGCUGUGUAACACUAGCUUGUUAGCUAGCUAACGUUAAUCGUCAGUUACUCCUCUGCUAGCGCAUUUUGCAUUGGAAUCUGUUAGCUUUGUUUGACAGCUACCGGAGCCAAAGUCAAUCAGGUUUUUAUCCUAAGAGAACACGGUUCCGUUUGGUUGAGCCUCUGAGAGUUUAUUUAAGCUACAUAUCAUAGUGUGACCCAACUGUAACUGAAUGUUUGGCAAUAGAAGUAGCAGCAGCUACAGCUAGCAGAUUGUUAGCUUGUCCACAUCAACAACAAUGGGCUGUAAAAGGUAUUUAAAGACGGCAAGAACCUUUUAUUUUUUCACCAUUCUGCUGAUCGUCUUCGUCAAAGGAAUAACAGCUGAUGAAGAGCAACAAGGGAACGACGGGCCAGAGCUAAAGUCUUACCAUGACCCAGACGCUGAAGAGGAAGACAUCCGACUGGCAGCGGAGGUCGUGGCUGGGGCCUCUGUGACCUCUGUUCAUGAAGUCUCGCAGCCAGAAGAGGAGGAACCCUCACCUGAGGAAGGACUGGAGGGAGAGGAGAAGGAGGACCUGCCUGAGCAGCCUCCUCCAGUUGAGGAGAAACCCAAAGAGAUUCCUGUGGUGAAUGGUGGUACAGCCCAUGGAGAGCCCUGCCUCUUCCCCUUCCGCUUCAUGGAGAAGGAGUACUCGGACUGUACCACUGAUGGACGGGGGGAUGGACGACUGUGGUGCGCCACAAAGUACGACUAUGACCACGAGAAGAAGUGGGGUUUCUGUGAGACGGAGGAGGAGGCGCAGCAGCGACUGCAGGCGGAGGAGACGGAGGAGCAGUAUCAGACUGUGCUGCGCAUGCUCAAUGCCACCACCAGGAGGACCCAGAGAAAAGAGUUGUACGAAAAGCUGCUGAAGGUAGCAGAUAAAGGCCACCAGAAAGCCAUGGAGAAGGUUGCGUACGCCAUGCUGUUUGGAGACUACAUGAGCCAAAACGUCACCAAAGCCAAAGAAAUGUUUGAGAAGCUCGCCAUAGAGGGCUCACCUAAAGCCCAGACGGCUCUUGGCUUUCUGUACGCAGCAGGACUUGGAGUUAAUUCCAGUCAGGCUAAGGCCCUUGUUUACUACACAUUCGGUGCUCUGGGAGGAAACUUGGUUGCCCAUAUGAUCCUGGGGUACAGAUACUGGGGAGGUGUGGGCGUUCCCCAGAGCUGUGAGUCAGCACUAACUCACUACAGGCUGGUGGCAAAUCAAGUGGCCAGUGACGUGUCUCUGACGGGGGGCUCGGCGGUGCAGAGGAUCCGGCUGCUGGAUGAGGUGGAGAACCCGGGAUCCACCAGUGGGAUGUUGGAGGAGGACUUGAUCCAGUACUACCAGUUUCUAGCUGAGAAAGGAGACGUGCAGGCUCAGGUGGGGUUGGGUCAGCUACACCUGCAUGGAGGACGAGGAGUAGAACAGAAUCAUCAGAGGGCGUACGACUACUUCACACAGGCUGCAAAUGCAGGGAAUACACACGCUAUGGCUUUCCUCGGCAAGAUGUACUCAGAAGGCAGCGAGUAUCUCCAUCAGAACAACGAGACAGCCCUGCAGUACUUUAAGAAGGCCUCCGACUUGGGUAAUCCAGUGGGACAGAGUGGCUUAGGCAUGGCCUACCUAUAUGGAAGAGGUGUACCGGUGAACUAUGAGCUGGCACUGAAAUAUUUCCAGAAGGCGGCAGAGCAGGGCUGGGUGGACGGACAGCUCCAGUUGGGCACCAUGUACUACAAUGGCAUUGGUGUGAAGCGUGACUACAAGCAGGCGCUUAAAUUCUUCAACUUGGCCUCACAGGCGGGUCACAUCCUGGCCUUCUACAACUUGGCCCAGAUGCACGCUACCGGUACCGGAGUGAUGCGCUCCUGCCACACAGCUGUGGAGCUCUUCAAGAACGUGUGUGAGCGCGGUCGCUGGUCGGAGCGUCUCAUGGCGGCCUACGGCAGCUUUAAGGAGGGCGAGCCGGACGCCGCGCUGGUGCAGUACCUGGUGCUGGCUGAGCAGGGCUACGAGGUCGCCCAGAGCAAUGUGGCCUUCAUCCUGGACCAGAAAGGUGUGAGGAUCUUCACUGAGAAUGAGACCUACCCCCGUGCUUUGCUCCACUGGACCAGAGCUGCAGCACAAGGAUACACUGUGGCAAGGAUUAAACUAGGGGACUACCAUUUCUACGGCUACGGGACAGACGUGGACUAUGAGACGGCGGUCAUCCACUACAGGCUGGCGUCAGAGCAGCAGCACAGCGCCCAGGCCAUGUUCAACCUGGGGUACAUGCAUGAGAAGGGCCUGGGCAUCAAGCAGGACAUCCAUUUAGCCAAGCGUUUCUACGACAUGGCGGCUGAAGCCAGUCCUGAUGCUCAGGUCCCGGUGUUCCUGGCUCUGUGCAAGCUGGGCCUGGUGUACACUCUGCAGUACAUGCAGGAUCUUAAUUUAAAUGAGCUGGUUACUCAGGUGGACCUGGACCAGCUGCUGGGCCCGGAGUGGGACCUCUACCUCAUGACGGUCAUCGCCCUGCUGUUAGGCACGGUCAUCGCCUACAGGCAGCGCCAGCACCAAAUCAUAGUCCCCCCUCGUCCUCCUGCCCCUGCCCCUGCCCCGCCGCCUCCUCCUAGACCCCCUCAGGAGCCAUCGCAACCCCAGGCCGAGCCCCAGGACCAGGCGGACGCACAAGCCCAGGGACCGGCCCAGGAGGAGGAGGAGGAGCAGUGAGAGGAUGCCAGCCGGAGCGAGGGCAGUGAGAGACACUCUGUGGAGCAGGGGGCGCUCACUAGCUGAAUACCUGCUAGUCUUAGCGCCUCUCGUAGCUCCACAUGCUGACAAAUAUUGACUGCUGAACUCUGCUGACCCACAACUCCCUCUCUGCUUUUAAAAUAAGCUGGUCCUGUGCUGGAGAGAGACAGCGGGGGUGUUUAUGGACAGAACAGAGUGUUCCGGGAGGAUAACACAGACGUGGGACUUGCUAGUCUGUGACUCAGGGUACUGCCAGAAGAAGCACCUGUGUCCUCACCAUGACAGAAAGCCUUUUGGUUGCCAGAUCAAAAGACGUUUGGACUAAUCAAAUCUAAAAUGUGCGUUAGUUUCUUCUCACUUUCACAUUUUUUUUGGAGGAAAUCACACUCAGCAAAACUGCCUCGAUCCUAAUUUAGAAAGAAAAUAUCAGACAGGAAAACGUAAAUUCGAAUCCUUUUUAUUUGGUUGGUAAAGAAGGUUUUUGCAUGUGUCGUCUGAACAUUUUGACUUUAAUUUUAGCCACUAUUUAUCAGAGCGAACCAAUUUGUAUCGCAAUAAUGGUUCAUAAGUGUAGUUGAUAUGUCCUUCUCACACCUGCAAUAAGAAGGAAGGAAAAUUCAUUGAGCAUAAUAUGCUGAAAUGUUUUAAAGCCAUGUGAUGUCAUUAGUAGGAAAUAGCUGAGCAGUUGAUGGAUAGAACCUCUGUGCUGGAUAGAUGAUUUAAUUUUGAGCACACGGAUUGAUGCGUGUUUAAAAAUGUCAGACACAAAGAAGGAGAAGCUGCUUAAUCCUCACCCCUCCAAAGGAAUUUAGGAGAGUGAAAUCGUAGAACAUAGGCUUUUUAAAUCUUUAAAACAAUGAACGAGUGGUCGUCAUAUCAGUAAUUUCUCUCAACCCAUUUCCGCCUUCUUUUUAGUUUAUUAGGAGUCAACUAGCAGAAAUUGGAGCAGCCUUAAAGAAAGCAGCGCCUCCAACUCUGAAUUGUUCGUAGGGACUUUUUUUUCCUGUGUGUUUGGUUACAUAACUUGUGAGAAUUUUCCACCCCCUCACCAAAAGUCCAAGUUGGAUUUCUGCCUACACUUUUCAGCUCGGAUGGACUCAAGUCUGAGACAUGAAGCCAUGGUUCAGGCCGUACAGUAUUUAUCGAAACAACGUGAGGGACUUCUGAUUUCGCCACAUGCUGUUUUCUUUCUGUCCAUGUGUUCAGCUCCACAGUGCGUGCUCGUUGUUAGUUAUUGAGAGCUGAUCCGCCAAGAUGUCUGCAUGAAGUCAAAAAGGGACAAUGAUGAGGAACAUGGAUACCACACACCGCUCUCAAUUUGUCUAAAAAAAUUAACACUUGGUCAAGACUGCAUUUUUACCAUCACAAAUACGAGUUUAUAAAGAAAUUAAUAAAUGAUAUAUGGAUAUUUAA
Molecule: messenger RNA, 4328 nt
Organism: Eleginops maclovinus (Patagonian blennie)
Lineage: Eukaryota; Metazoa; Chordata; Actinopteri; Perciformes; Eleginopidae
Gene: sel1l
Product: SEL1L adaptor subunit of SYVN1 ubiquitin ligase
Exons: 21
Coding region: 459-2894 (811 amino acids)
Biological process (GO): ERAD pathway
Cellular component (GO): endoplasmic reticulum membrane
Molecular function (GO): protein binding
Source: RefSeq, a predicted model, not a curated record